AUGGCGAAAAGGCAAGGGUCAUCAAAAGAAGAGCUUGUUCUCCUUACGAAACCAGUGUCUUUCGUCAAAGCUUCUGGUAAAGAUUCAAGUGAUGAGUCUGAAGACAGCAGCAGUGAAAAAGCAAAGAAAAAUAAAGUUAAAGCAAAUAAACACACAGUUUUUUCCGAAUCCAAAACUAAAAGUAAAAAGGUCAAGGAUUCUUCAAGUGAUGAAGAAGAAAAACCACCAAAAUCAAAGAAAAAGAAGCAAGAGUCAUCUGAAAGUGAAAAUGAAGAAAAGAGCUCUAAAAAAGCUAAAAAAUCUAAUUCCCACUUUAAUGGCGAAUAAAAUAUUGGAAAAAUGCCUUAUUUUGGUCAAAAAUCCAUACCUCCCAUGAGCGAACAAAAAUUUUUUUAUGAAAAAUAUUUUGAUAUAUCAGUGUAAUUAUAUAAUAAAAUCUCGAGCUAAUUCUGUUGAAUUUUUGACGACUUACAUUUUAAAACAUAAAUUUUACAUAUUAAAUUAUUUUUGCUUUCCAGUAUUUUCUAAUUGGGAUUUUUAUGAAUUAUGAAAAUAAAAUUUACUAUAAAAAAAUAUUAAUCCCCCUCCAUGAGUGAACAAUUUGUUUUUUUCGAUCACAGGGAGAGUAAAAGAAAAAACACUGAAGACUCAUCUGAAGAAUCAGACACAAAAACAAAAACUAAACCACAAAAGAAAAAAAUUAUUAAAGAUUCUUCAAGUGAUUCUGAAGAAGAAAAGCAGCCUGCUAAAAAACAAAAGAAAAAUAAAGCAGAAAGCGAUACAGAUAGUGACCAUAAAGUAUUGAAAAAGCAACCUGCAAAACCUUUGAAAAAGAAGAAGAUAGAAAGCUCAGAUAGCGAAGAGGAGCCAAUAAAGGCAAAAAAGACCACACAAAAAAAUAAUUCAUUAGACAAAAAAGCAAAAGAAGCACUGAAAAAUAAGCUUAAAAUGGAAAUAGAAGAGUCUGAUUAUUCAAGCAGUGGAGAAGAAAAAAAUAAAGCUGCAAAGAAAGAGACAAAAAAAGUUAAAAAAAUCAAAGAAGAUUCUGAAAGCGAAGAAGAAAAAAUUGUUAAAAAAUCCAGAAAGAUUUCAGAAGACAGUGCCAGCUCCAAAGAAGUAAAAACCUCAAAAAAUAAAACCAAAAAAAGUAAAAAGGAAAGCUCAGAUAGUCAGGAAGAAAAAGUGAUAAAGCCAAAAGAAAAAGCCUCUAAAAAAAGUAAAAAGAUAGAGAGCUCAGACAGUGAAGAAGAAGAGAAGCCAAAAGAUAAAAAAACUAAAGCCCCUAAAUCAGAUUCAGAAAGUGAAGAAGAGCCUAAAACUAAGAGUAAGGACAAAGCAUCUAAAACAAAGAAAAAAGAAGAAAGCUCUGAAGACAGUGAAGAAGAAUUGCCCAAAAAACGAAAAGGCAGCGACAUAAAAGAGCCUCAACCAAUAAAAAAACCAGAAAUCCCAGCUCAGCCUGUUAUCCAAUCCAAAAACUACGAGCAUACAAACUUUAAUCCAAACCCAGUCCAUCCAGCAGGCCAAAUAAGAUAUACUCCUAUAUCCGGAAAACCCAAAGAAAAACUCAGAAAAACAGGCGUGGUUCAGCAAUGGGAAGGAAUUAAACGAUAUUUCUAA
Molecule: messenger RNA, 1620 nt
Organism: Blepharisma stoltei
Lineage: Eukaryota; Ciliophora; Heterotrichea; Heterotrichida; Blepharismidae
Source: the annotation of a GenBank genome assembly